Molecule: messenger RNA, 7791 nt
Organism: Labrus bergylta (ballan wrasse)
Lineage: Eukaryota; Metazoa; Chordata; Actinopteri; Labriformes; Labridae
Product: serine-rich adhesin for platelets
Biological process (GO): regulation of transcription by RNA polymerase II
Cellular component (GO): nucleus
Molecular function (GO): DNA binding; DNA-binding transcription factor activity, RNA polymerase II-specific
Source: RefSeq, a predicted model, not a curated record
GCGAGGCUACACGGGCAGUAUGGCGGAGGAGGGCAGUGUGUACGAGGGGCUCGACAAACAAAUGCAGACUUUGUUGAGCCUUUACUCGAGUGAUGACUUGCGAGCCGAUAGCAAACCGUUCUGCUCCGACUUUUCCAAGUUGGUGGAGGAGCAUGCCUCCCACUGGCAGGUGCCGCUGCCUCAGCUCAGGAUCCUUGAGUUAUCUCUCUGCUACUUCGCCCGAGCCUCUACCUUCUUCACGUCAAAUUGUGAUCACGUGCUCCACACACUCAGUAGUCUGGCCUUGAGUGUUUUUGAGCUGCUGCUGUUUUUUGACCAGAAGGACUUCCAUGAGGAGCCACUGAAACAAUUCACAGUUACAUUCCAGGAAUGUUAUUCGGCCCUUGCGAGGCAUCAGAAUGUUCACUUACUUCAGGUGGAGCGUUUGGUUCGGGGCGGUGGGCCUUGGGCCAGCUCAGUCUUACAGGCAAUCCUCAGCGAGUCCAGUUUACCUCAGAGUGAAGUGGACAGGUUCAUCAGCUCAGAGCUGCCGGUGUUCUUUGAGCUUCGAGUACGCUACCUCUUAUCCUGUGAGCAGCGGGUCAGUGAGGCCGUGGCCUUGGCUAAGUGUUGUUCUUUGCAUCCCGCAGCAGGACAACACUCGUUCUUCCUCCAGGUCUACCUCACGUGGCUUCUCAAAACUUCACAGCAUGACCGCCUACACAGAGAGGUAGCAGACCUCAACAGUAAAGAUGCGAUUCACAUCAUCUGUAGUUUGGAGUGUGAGGAGAAGGAUGAGUUACUACUAUCGCUCUGUAGAGCUUUCCUCUCCCAGCAACUCCGCAGAGGAGACAUGUACUAUUUAUGUGAUCUUGUGUUUGUGUGGAGUAAACUUCAUAGUCGGUUGAAAACCUCCAAGCACUCGCUGCUUGAGGAGAGUCAUCAGCUGAUGCUGUCCGCGACCAAUGUCAACUCAAUCUUCCCGUUCAUCAGAGCCAUACUGCAAGAACUUGGUGAGGACGGUAUCCAGUUCUGCGUGGAGCUUUGUGCAAACGCCCUGCAGUCUUGUCUUCCGUGCGACGUCAUCACAAAGUCUCUAAUAUACAAAACCUUAGCUGGCCUGCUACCCAAUGACCUGGAGGUUUGCAGGGCGUGCGCUCUUCUUGUCUUCUUCCAUGAACGCUCUGUUGAGGCCUAUAAGAUGGUCUACCUUCUUUACAUGCAUCCUGAUCAGGAGUACCACGUGGACUCUAGCACCAUCAGAAAUCAUGUUCGCUUUGAAACCCUGCAGGUUUUGAAGAAGGAUCUGCAUUUUGACCCAGAGUUUUGGAACCUUAUCGCUUUACGGACCAACUGUUUAAAGCUGAUGAGUGAUAAAGUGGUCAGCGCUGCCCUUGAAGAAAUCAUGGAGGACAAAUGGAUCCUAAAGUAUUGCACCAAAGAUUCUGCUUUCAGAUCAGGCACAUCAGUGUGUCACAAAGGGUCGCUUCAGGCAGCGUCUAAGAAGCGGCACCACAAAGAAGAUACUGACGCAUCCAAGAGAUUAAAGAUGGGCGCUGGCAGAACACGUCUUAACAGAGACCACACUGUAAAGAAGAAGGGCAACCAAGGGUCUCGAUCUUUUCGAGAUGAGUCGUCUAAACCUUUGCGCCGUUCAUUUUGGCAGCUGGACAGACUACACGACAAUGGUGCUUUCGGGAGUGGUGAACUAAGGCGCACUACGCGACACUCAGAAAAGAACCCACCAAAACGCAGGAUUAGAAAACCAAGGUGGCUUCUGGAGGACUCAGGAACUCUUGAAGAGAAUAGUGUUCCUUCCAAGAUCAGAAAGCAUGGGUUGAAACAUCAAAAGCACCAGCAAUCCUCAAUCAUUAAGGGGACUGAAACUGAUCCGAUCAAGAACAAUGCAAAACACAAACCUUCAGUGAACUCUGAUCUACUGGCGAGGGAAAACAGCAACCACCAGAAAGGAAUAAGUCUGGACUGUGUUAUACCAGCCAACCCUCCACAAGUUAUUCUCGAGCUGUCAUUACCAGACAAUGAACUGAUGGGUACGUUUAAUGAAGAAACUUGUAACAGACAGAGGGGCUUCCCUCAAGUGCUCUUUUACAAACCUACUGUUAAACUUCCUGACGCACUGCAACCUAAGAUCAUACACGGGAAAGAAGUGAUCCUCAGAGCACGGGAUCCUGCUAUGUUCAUACAACAGCUGCACUGCUACGCUCGGCGGCAGAAAGGGAAAGGUAGCGGGUUGAACGUGCAAGGCUCAGUAUCAACAAUCACGCGCUCCUCUGUGCAAGGGAGUCCUUCAAAAGGUUCUCUGAGAAGGCGUUCUGAAAAAUCCACAGCUGAGACGAAAGGUGGAAUUGCUACUCGAACAAAAGUUAAAGAAACUUUACAAGCAGUCCCUCAAGCUCAAACUACAAAAGCAGUCUCGCGAAAGACGUCAACAGGCAGAGAGCUUUCUGAAAAGUCUUCUGUGAAUAUGAAAGACACCCAUGCGUUACGGACGUCAGCAGGAUCUGAAGUGAAACAAGCCCCUAACAAGUUAGAUAAAGUCCAGCAAGGUAAAACCAUAACUUCUGCAAGAGAGCUCUGUGAAGGGUCUGCUGUUGAGAUGAAAGUGACUAUUGCAUCACAAUCCCCAACAUCCCAAGGUUUAGAUAAAGUCUCCAAAGCUCACACGGUUAAAGACACUUCAGAAAGCACAACUUCAGCUGAGGUUUUACAGACUACAGCUACUGAUGACUGUCCAAACACUCGAGCUGCUGAUCGGACGCUUGAACUUGAGCUUUCUUCCUCUCAGGCUGAGAAUGACAAACUCUCAAACACUCCGGAGCGGCUCAAAAAUCUCAGCAACGGCAUUCCCGACAAAGAUGUGAUGGAUGUGUCACCGAAACUCUCAAAAGAACAUGUGCUUUGUGAAAGACCAGCAGACCAGGGCAGUUUAAAUGACAUAUCUGCUCUAACGUUGGUUACAGAAAUGGUUACUGAACUGGCACCAGAGAAAAUUGCUCGGGAUCUGGAGAAUCAGAAACCGCCAGCUCCAGAAGACACUGCCUCGAAGGAGUCCAAAGCUGGAGUUAAACCUAAAGUUCCUCACAAACCGCACACUACCUCCAGCGGCUCAGCACAAGGACUUGGGCCAUCUGAGUGCACAAAGGACAUAGAUCCAGAUGAAUCUGAAGAAAGUGAUGCUGUAGAAACAGAGGAGUCUAGGUUGGAGUAUUGUUGUACCUUCUGCAACAAGGUGUUUAAGGGGAGUCACGUUGUAUCACAUGCUAUGUUCCAUUAUCGUAAAGACGAGUGUAUGUUCUGUGGGACCAUUUUUAAAGAUGACCUCCUGGCCAUGAUGCACCUGUCUAAUCAUAUCGAGAAGCUUAAGAGGCUCAAAGAUACAUCCAAUAACAACACACGAGAAAACAGGGUCUCUGAAACCAAAGACCACUCCACACCUAGGAGCUCUGCCAAAGCCAAAACCACAAACAUUUCCCCUGGGCACAGUGGUACAGGAAGACUGAGGAGAUCUGACAUCUGUUCAAAAUCAAUAAGCGAUCCAGAUUCAACUCCAUCUGGAUCCAGAAGUUUAAGAUCCAAUGACAAGCCAGAAGAUGUUUCUUCUCGGCAAGAGAAGAAACAAAACGAGGGAAAGCACGUUAAAAGCAAAACUCCUGUACACAAGAUAAACGGGCAUAUUGGUGAAAAGAAAAAGCUUGGCAGACCGAGAAAGGUCAUCCCAGAGUCGCAAGCAAAGCAGGAUGUUUCUCAAGAAAGAACCAGUGAUGGAGCUGAGAGUCCAAGGUUGCAAGAGAAACGAGAUGUAGCGGUGGAUUCUACAACUUCAGCUAAGGAAGAGAAAAAAAUUAGCACUGAAGUUAAAAUGAAGGAGAAGAAAUCUCUGCAGGUUCAGAAAACUGUGACACAACAGGCGGUUACAGAGAAACAGUUGAAACCUCAAGAAAGUCUUGAGAAAGUUUGCUGCCCUAUGGAUGGUUGUGCUUGGUUCAGAGACCUGUCAAAAAAUCGUGUUGCACUUCUAUAUCAUGCCCUGGAGGAUCACUAUGGGGAAGUCAAACCUUUAAAAUUGGCGUUUCACGUUGGAAACGGCAAAUGUAGUGUUUGCAUGAGGGUUUUGUGGAGUUUUGAACACUUUCAGCACCACAUUGAAAGACACAGACUCACUCCUCGGUAUCCUUGCCCGCAUCAGGGUUGUCCUGCCAGGUUCAAAACUGGAAUGGAAAUGAGACGCCACGCAAGGAGGCACAGUCCGCUGCAGGCAGCGUGCUGCCUCCCUGGCUGCUCAAGACUAUUUAUUUGUCUCUGGGCACUUAAUCUUCAUGAGAGAGAGCACUAUGGUGCCAAUCCCACUAAAGCAGACAAGGACACAAAUGAGCAGCCGGGUGACAAAGCGCACAAGCCCAAAGAUGAACCAGCUGCCGUGACUCUGAAUGACACUGUAAGACUAAAAGCUGGUCAUAAAUUAAGAAGACAAACUGCACAUAAUCUGUCAACACGGACGCAUGUCAAAGCUCCUCCUCGGACCAGUGUCAGAGCAUCUUUGUCCAAACAGCAAAUAAAAGAGAGCAGUGAGACCAAUGAAUCACAGGCCCUGAAGAAUAUCUUGAACAAGGACACACCCGAAGAUCCCUCUGGCCCUAAUCUAAGAUUAAGGCAAAGGUUAAGGAAAGUAUCAUCCCUCGCAUCUCACAAAACUCACAAAGUCAUUUCAUCCUCGUUGUUCAAACACAAUAUCAAAGUGAGACACAAGUUGAAGAAAAAGCAAAUUAAAGUCAACACAAAAGGUCCAAAAAGAAGAGGACGGCCUCCCAAGUCAAAGACAGCUGUGCGUGAUGAAAACACAACCGCCGGUCCAAAAAAAGAAAGCGUAGAAGAACAAAGUGCUCCAGAGAAGCAUCAGAAGAGCGCUGAUCAUCUUACAAGCUCUACGCCAGCAGCAGAGACGUCCAAUGAGAGCACAGAGUUUAAAGCAGAAGAGAGUUCACAGGAAGACAAAACUACAGACGCAUCAGCAGAUGGAGCAAAGUGUAAGAAGUCGAUAAACAAGCAGAUCAAUGAAAAUCAUGUAAAACAAAAGAAGAUCCUCCAUAAAACCAGUUUAAAUCUGUCCACUGCCACCAGCUCAGCCAACAAAACACAGAAGUCAAAUGAUGACAAAGAGAAGAAAGUCCAUACAGCGAAGAAACGCUCGAAUCAGAACCAUAGUCAGACUGCCUCUUCAGACUCUACCAAGUCAAAAAAGCACAAGAACUCAAAUAAUGACACAAAAGAGGACGUUUGUCUUUUAAAAGAGCCAUUGAAAAAGCCUGCUGAGUCAUCAUCCGUCGUCCCACAAGUAGAAAGUUCUGCUAACGAGGAGGGAAAGAUAAAUGUGGAAGAGGCCAAAUCAACACAAACCAUCUCCGAUAACUCUGUGCCUGCUGUCCAAGCUAACAGUUUAACUGAUUUCACAGAAGCCCCCUCCACCUCAGGAGAGAAAACCCAGGAGGUAGCAACAGAAAGGUCAAAGAAAUUGCAGAGAUUAAAAGAAAUCAUGAAGAAAGAAAAGAAAAAUCGUACUACUUCUUCGGACUCAGGCAAGACACCCAAGAAGCAAAAAGAUGCAAAAACAAAGGGGGACAAGAAAUCAAAUAAGGAUAGACAGCCGAGGAAAGAUUCAAGAAAGACAUCCUCUGUGAGAAAGACAUCCAAGUCAAUAUCUGUAGAACAACCAGAGGAGGCUAAAGCAGCAGCAGAGAGAUCACCUCAUGCAGAAGAAAAAUCAAAUGUAAUCCUUGAAGGCUCCGGUUCCUCCGUCCCUGCAGCAUCAGAUAGCAGCUCGAAUGAAACAACGUCUCCAGCAGCUGUCAGUGAAGAGACGACGCAGGCGGCUGCAAAUACAGAAAACUCACAGAAGUCUCACGCUGUGAAAAAUUCAGACCCGAGCAAGGCUAAAAAGAAGGCCAAGGUUAUAGAUGGUAUCAAAAAAAUUGUUAAGAGGAAAAGCAAAGAUCCAUCAGCGCCUAAGAAGCUGAAAAAGUCAAAAACGAGUCAAGUCCAGGCACCUACUGAGGGCAACGCAGAGGGGACAGAGAAACCUGUAGGUCAGGAGGAAAAAGCAUCUGCAGAAACGCCACAAUCCGCAUUACUAAUCCCCGGGUACUCCAGAGUGACAAACGGACAAGAGGCACGCGAGGACGCUAAAGCCAUGCAGUUCAAGCAGACGCUCGCAGAGUACGGGAAGAAACCAUACAUGCGCGCUCCGCCUGAAGCCUACCUGGAUGAGCGGUACAUCACCAUGCCAAAACGGAGGAAGGAGAUGUCGCCGCCUCCGAGAAAUGUCUCUCUUGAGAAGGUGAAGGUCGCGGCGGCCGUUCAGAGGCAACGAUGUGCCGACUGCUUCGCUACGUUCAACAGCAACGGGGAGCUGCAGAGUCAUCUCCAGCUGCAGAAUUGCUCGAAACUGUUUGGAUUCGACUCUGACGACGAGGGCAACAGUUGAACAUCUAUUUGGACAUUUUGGAUGAGUGAUCUCCUGGUCCCGGAUCAGACCUUGAUGAUGGAUCAUACCUCAAAGGAUCAGACCUGUCUGGAUUAUUUAAAAACUCUUGUCAACAAGAACUGUGAGAAGUAAAAGGGAUCCCCCGUCUUCUGCCGCAGCAUGUGCCUGUAACGGGAGGCCCUGGAGCGGCCAGAACACAAAACCGACGGAUGAACGAGAAACUGAAGUGAACCGCAGUCAGACUGUUGGCAGAACAGUUCGUACUGAAGUGCCUGCUCUGGAACCGCCGUGCUGUUUCCAGCUACUUCACCUGGGAUGGAGAUUGUGGCUUUAAGGCGGGACUUUUUGAAAGCUGUGAAAAAAAAAAAACUGCUAAAUAACGAGGCUGCUCGUGCUUUCACUAGGAUACAUAUUUUCACAUCAGUAAGCCAUAUAACGCCAUUUUUAUUUGCUUUUUGCACUGUUUUCUCAUUCGAUUUCUUUCUGCUGAAACUAAAAACCACGAGUGUAUGAUGAUUGAAGCACCGGAAAGUCGUGCUUUUUUUAUUUUAGCUUCCUGAGGUGACACGAGAUUAAGACUAAACUAUGAAAAGUUGUAAAAUUGCUGUAUAAAAGAAUUCUUUGAGAGUUUUUUUUUUUUGUAUGAUUCUUGUAUAAAUACUAGUUGUAUUUCUUCAACAAAGCUCCCUAUGGGGUCGAUUAGGUCUGUGUCUGCCCUUAUCAUGAGUAACCAGUAGGGGGCAGUGCUGGCCACCUUUAUUAUGAUAACAGAUGUUUUUGGGUUUCUCUAGCAAAACAAAAACUGAUCAUAAAUUGCAUUUGUUUUUGCUUUAGAACAAUUUUAAAUCUGAAGCUGCUCUGCUGUAUUUAACUGUAGGGAAUCAUGCAACUGUGUUACUUCCAUUUUCACACUUCAAACUGUGUUUCCUUUAGCAAUAACAACCACAACAUGUGCCAGUUUCUGUCUAUUAAGCUGCUGGAUUCUCAGUCAUUCACUGUUAGUCUUGCAGCUCGGCUUGUAUUCUUUUAACCGCAGGUUUUUCAGUUUUACUUAAAGGUGAUAGAAACAUUGUGACAUUUUCUUUUAGGGUGAAUGUUCUCUCUGAUUAGUCCUCUGAAUUAUAAAGCUAUAAACAAGAUUAACGGGAGCGCAGCACCCUUUUCUUCUCAUGAGCAGCAGCAGGUUAUAUUUAUUUAUGUUUCAUUUUCUAUCUUUUGUAAAUAUUUGAAGAGUUACAACGGCUUAUAUUAAGGGGUGAAGGAGGCGGGGUUUAUAUUUUGUUCUGGAAGAAAAAAUUAAACAUUUAAAAGGA